Pleuronectes platessa (European plaice) is the source of this 4148-nucleotide messenger RNA. RefSeq names its product beta-1,4-N-acetyl-galactosaminyl transferase 1b (gene b4galnt1b). Gene Ontology annotation, biological process: ganglioside biosynthetic process. The record is from RefSeq and is a predicted model, not a curated record. Lineage: Eukaryota; Metazoa; Chordata; Actinopteri; Pleuronectiformes; Pleuronectidae. The coding region runs from base 329 to 1906 and encodes 525 amino acids. Gene Ontology annotation, cellular component: Golgi membrane. The transcript is spliced from 12 exons. Gene Ontology annotation, molecular function: hexosyltransferase activity.
CCACAUCCGUCUCCACCGUCUCUGGGGCUGAACGUCUGACGACUGCCAGACCAAAUGUGGAGAGGAGAGAAAGGCGUGGGGCUUUUUCUUUUGGAGCCUAGAUGAGAGUCGGUAAAAUGCUUUAAUGGAGCGGAUCUUUCAUUCAAAGGAGAUGCGCGUCUUCACGUAAGGGAUCAAGAUUUGUGUGAAUGCUAUUUUUUCCCUGCAGUCUUCUUCACCACAAGAUGGGGAAGGUCUUCACCAAUUUCUGUGACUAUCUACAUGGUCUCUGGAGAUGCCCACAGAGGAUGCCCUUUCACUGACUGGAUAGAGGCAGUUGGUUUUUAGAAUGAGGUCCCUGAAGAAGACGGUGCUGCUUGCCAUCCUGGCGUCCAUAGUUCUGGUACUGGCCCUCCUUCAUUCUUGGCCCACCCGGGCCUACACCACUGUGGAUGUGUGGCAGCGACCAGGUCUGGAGGAGAGGCUCCCAGAACCAGACCACCGAUUAGGCAACAUCCCUUUUCAUAUUAGGGAUAGUGUGGCAAGUUUGUUGGCCCGUAAUGGGUGCAUAUGUGAGGGUGAGAGUGGAGGAGUGAACCUGCCCUUCGCCCAACUCUUAUUCCCGCGGGUGUCGGCUCACCCGCUGGACACUGCCUUUGAGGCCUCUGAGCUGGAGGAAAUAAAGAGGAGACGGUCCAAAGAGUACAAGAGUUUCCAGAAGAGGUCAGAGACACCUGUAGAUGUUCUCAUUGUAGCAGAGGCCAACAAUCCCUUACAGUAUCCAACACAGGGGGUGGAGGUCCGGCCCCUGAAAACAAUCAUCAUCCCAGGCUUGGCCUUACACGAUAUUCCCAGAGACCGUCACUUGAUAAACAUCACUGCCACACUGGGAACGCUGAACAUGGCAGCAGAGGUAGACGGGGUGAAAGUCAAAGGUGAUGGCGAGAUGCACAUGACUCUGUCGAGCAGCCUCCUGCCGAACCUGAACCGACAGCUGCAGUUUGUCACCUACACAAACACUCUGUUUCACCCCAGCACGGCCGACACAGUGCAGUUCGAGACAGAGGGUCAUCAAGCUGUCUUCAGUAUCAAGAUCCGUCACGGUGUCACGCCUAAACUGUACAACACUGGAUCCAGAGGAGACUACAAUGUCAGCGCCCUCGUUACCAUAGCUACGAAGACCUUCCUGCGUUACGAUAAGCUUCAAGAUCUUAUCGACAGCAUCAGAAGAUAUUAUCCCACUGUCACCAUAGUAAUUGCUGAUGACAGCGAAAAUCCCCAAACCAUCUCCGGGCCUUACAUCGAGCAUUACAUCAUGCCUUUUGGAAAGGGAUGGUUCGCGGGACGGAACCUGGCCGUUUCCCAGGUGACCACAAAGUACGUGCUGUGGGUGGACGACGACUUCAUCUUCACAGCCAACACCAAGCUGGAGAAGCUGGUGGACGUUUUGGAGAAGACCACGCUGGAUCUGGUGGGUGGUGCAGUGCGGGAGGCCACAGGGUAUACAGCCACCUACAGACAGACCAUCUCCAUCGAGCCAGGGGAGGAGGAUGGUGACUGUUUACACCUGAGGAGAGGAUUUCAUCAAGUCAUCCAAGGCUUCCCCAACUGUGUCGUCACUGACGGCGUCAUCAACUUCUUUCUGGCUCGCACCGACAAAGUCCAGCAGGUCGGAUUUGACCCGCGGCUCACCAGAGUAGCUCACCUUGAGUUUUUCAUCGACGGCCUGGGAUCCCUCCAUGUGGGCUCUUGUGACGACGUCAUUGUAAAUCACGCAACCAAAAUCAAACUGCCCUGGGUCAGCCAGUCGGAGAGCGACAAGACUUACGCCAAGUUCCGUUACCCGCCGGCUUCCUCUGACGCCACACACACGAAAAAUGGCCUCCUGUUCUUCAAGAACCGAUUUCAGUGUUUGACUCAUAAUUAGCCCCCCACCCCCCCUCUUUAUCCAACGGUUCCUCUGCUCCUCCUGAGUUGCCAAAGACCUCCACUGUGUCGCGUCAGAUAAGUUUCCCUUGAAAGCCUUUGUAAUAUUCAUUCUGUCCGUGCACGCCUCUCAGCUUUGAACUAACAAAUCCUCUGACAAUGUAAAUAUCCCGAAGCCUGGUAUAGAAGUCCAGACGCUCUUCUAGAGUGAAGAAAAUAGUAUCAAGCGUAUCUUCCUGUUUCCACACUUCAAUCACAGCAUCAUCUGGAUUCAAGGUUAUGAAGGGAUUCUGCUUCGUGUUUGUCAAAUCUUAUCCGGCUAAAUAUUCUUCAGUGGAUGGAACAUGGAGACCAAGCUUUGGGAAAAACUCUUGACAGGUAGCAUCUUGACAGUCACUUCAUUGUUCUAUUCUAAUGUGAGCAGAGGGAUGUGUCCUCCUUCAAUUUGCACUAUCCAAAAAAAGACUGAGCUUGGAAAAGCAACAGUGAUUCAGUCUGGGAAGAAGGCGUCACCUACAGCGACGACAAAGAGACACUUACCACUGGGUUUCAUUUCAACAGAUGCUCCAUGAAAACAGAGCGUUUCUACGCGAGGUACCUUUGCUCUGUGACUGACUGGUCGUGCCAAAGGUGUGGCUGCUUUGCAGUGUUUUUAUCUUGUUUGUGUUAUGGUUUUGCUCACCCCGCCCCUUACCCAGAAUCCUUUGUGUCAUUUGUGAGUGAUUAAUCACGUCUGAGGCAAAGGGAACUCUCUGCUACCUGAACUGAGAGCGGCCUUUUUUUUUUCUUCCGACCAGAAGGAGGAUGAGGAGCGUUUCUGUCCAGUGCACGCCGACGAAAGACGAUGAUACGCUCAUGCCUGAAGCGACAACAGUGUUAUUUUAUACCAUGGCCUUUAGAUGGCGCCCUUGUAUGACGCUAUUGUUUCCUAAUAAGUUAAAAAUUGUUUUUAAACAGUUGUUUGUUAUUAGCAAAGAGGUGCCAGAGAUUUAUAAAAGAUUUUCUUUCCUUUUGUUCACCAACCUGGACGGUAUCUCUGUGGACGGGAGCGAGAAACUAACUUCAUCAGUAAAUCUAUUAUAAAAAAGGCAUUUUGUGUAGUAAUGUGCUCAAAACAAUGUGUCUCAUGUAAGUGUUUGUAAGUGUUAAAAGUCAAGUGUGUACAAUUUAGGUCAAGGGGUCUAUUGGCAGAUGUUGAAUUGGCAGAAACACAGUUAUAUUAACAUCAGGAGCAGGUCCUGUGUCCAGACUGGACAAACUAAAAACCUUUGAGUUUUUAUGACAAAUGAAGUCUACCACAGGUUCUCUUAUGUUUGGAAGGGGAGGUGGAGGUGAGGGGUAUUCAGCUGCAACAUGCAACUUCACCACUAAAUAUCACUAAAUUCUACACACUGAACCUUUAGCAAAUCCAUAGCAUUUUUUAUAAACAGUGAUAUUUAUUGUGUUGAAACAAAAAUUGAACUUAGCCUGCUUCACCCAAAAAACACUAUUGUGAGUCUUCUGAUCACAACAUAAUGAGCAUUUUUUGUAUUUAUUUAUUUCAAAUGUUGACAUUAAAAUGCCUGUGGGAAAAAAACAUAUUUGUGCAAUAUUUUAGUUAUAAUAGUAGUAGUAGUAGUAGUAGUAGUAGUAGUAGUAGUAAUAUCAAAUGCCCUUCCAGCUCCAGAAAGUUUAAGACUUAAUGUAUAACAAAAAGGUAUCCAAGAAAAGGUCACUGUUGUGUAGAAACCUAUUAUUUCAGUUUCUUCAUUAAGGUCAGGUUUUAUCAAUGCUAUGAAUAAGGGACUGUGACAUCCUAACACGUAUUGGUUCACAUCACUACAGUCAUUUUGUGACUGAUCCAAAACAGUCACCAAAUACAUUCCACGGGUAAAUGUUUUGGAAUUAUGAGGAAGAUAGAAUUGAGCAAAAUGAAGCACUGUUCGAUUUUGACUUUUUUUUUCAAAGGCAGAGCUAUAAUUUUUAUUUUAUAUGAACACAGGGGUUAUUAGACCACUUUCUAAGUGUCACCACUUAAGAAUCAUUUAACUAUUAUUACCAAUAUUUUAACAUGUCCUGGUCAGGGUUGAUUGAAAACCUCAGGAAGUCGAAGGUUGAUUUGUGAUGACAGGGGCAGGUUGAAUGACACUAUAACAGUCAUUAUUUGAGGCAGUAUACUUGUAAGUACAUAGUUAUGAGCCACAUGUCAUUGACCCAGAAAGCUGCUUGAGUACUGCAAGUCCUCUAAAAAAACAUGUGGGAUA